Leptidea sinapis is the source of this 795-nucleotide messenger RNA. RefSeq lists its product as uncharacterized. NCBI's taxonomy places the organism in Eukaryota, Metazoa, Arthropoda, Insecta, Lepidoptera, Pieridae. The transcript is spliced from 5 exons. The coding region runs from base 66 to 767 and encodes 233 amino acids. The record is from RefSeq and is a predicted model, not a curated record.
GUCAUGAAGAAAGAAUACAUCGUUAGUUUAUGCUCAAAAAUAUUUAAUACUUAAUAUCAUCCACAAUGCGUUUUCUUUUGAUUGUAAUUUUAUCUUUAUCUUGUGUGUCUGUGAUUGGUCAAACAUUGACCAAUGUACGACUUGCAGAUCAUACCAGCUACAUAAUAGAACUUCUUCAGCGGACGGUCGACAUUGCCCAGAAAUAUAACUGGAGCAAACUGAAAUUAGAUGAUAUUGUUAUGAAUAUAGAUGAAGAAGUAAUGAAUAAAACUGUAAGAGGAACCGUUGAAUUCACAAACGGCUUCGUUGUGUCGAUGCAAAGUAUGGAUCUGAUACAAAGCACUGUGCAGCAAGCUUGGCUGUAUGAUAGAAAUACAAAUAUAACAAGACUGGAGUUACGAAGUACACUGAGGAUGCAAGAUGUAGCCAUUGGCUAUGACGUCAUUGCAAAGAUGGAUCAUGAUGAGUUUCACAAUACAGGCGUGAUCGUUCAUCCGUUGAUUCAUUUCCCAAUUACAUUGAUACGCGAUCUUUUCACUGAUGAAUUGUCUUCCACGGGGUCAACGACGUUAUUCACUCACAGAAAUGGAGUUAAAUUUGUACCAGAAAAUACUGUGACGCAAAUUAUAAGUGUACUUUUCCAAUGGAACAGCACAUUUUCGAGUUUCAACCGAUGGGCUACUGAAAUAUUUGCACCUACCGUCCUUGAGUUGGCAAAAACUGAGCAUAAAAUACCAAUAUUCUGCUACGAUUGUCCUAUAGUGUAAUGAAAUUCAAUAAAUAUUUUUUUAAUAA